AUGAUUAUACAGACGACGAAAGCAACGCAGGCGGAUUUCGUCCGCGACUUUGCGAUCUGUAGUGAUGAUCUUGCCGAUGAAAGUGAUGCUACUCACACCACUGCUGAUGAGGAAGAUGCAAGGUCCGUUGACGACCACUAUCGACAAUCUUGGAAGUCUCUACCUCGCCUCGACACUGCUCCUGGACCAACUGCAGAAACGGUGAAUCACUACGCGCUGUCCAGCAAGUCUCUCCCUCGUACCAACCAUGACCAGACUGAAGCCGACGACGGUCGACCGUCGCCCAAACAUUGGGCAUUGUCGCAAAAGAGACUGCCCAGUAGUCUACCCCAUAUUGCUCAGAUUGAUAGCGAAGAAGCUGUUCUCGCGGAAGGCGUAGACAAGGAUAUUGUCCAGAGUUGUCAAGACAGUGCCAGCGCGAUAAGCCCCGGAAAUCUUGGAGGAGGUCCACGCAAGAUAUUUAGGCAUUCAGCUAUGACAGCCGAGGAACAGGCCCACAAAGCAGCCCUGCUGCGAGGAAAGAUUGCGGAGUUCGAUGCUGCGGCAGCUGCCGAUCAAGAAUCAUGCGCGAAGCACACCCCAUCGAUCGAGCCUACGAAUGGACAGAUCAAUGUUCCGUCUGCCCACACGAGCGAAACAGCUAGAAAGAAGCGCAAAUCUCGCCAAACCGACAGUCCUACUUCCACUGCUGAAGAGCCCAAGUCGGCGAAGAAGAAGGCACCCAGCAAGAACGCACGAAAGGAAAUCGAGAGCAGCGAUGAGAGCCCCUCUCGGCUCUGCUCGGAUGUCUUCCUCUUCAGCCCACUCCCGACGCCCCUUCUUCAAGAUGAGGUCGUGCGGACAAAUCGAAAGCAAGGCAAGCAGAAAAAGACCAAUGAGAAGGACAAAAUUCUUUUCUUAAACCCGGAACUACAGAUGCUCAUGUUCGCUGAUGAUCCAACUAGCAUUACGGAGACAAUGUCUCUGGCAGAGCGUUGGAAAAUCAACUCGCGGCAACAACUAAGCAGGCUCGUGAAGCAGCUUGAGCACUAUGGCAUAGUGCCGAUGGGUGGCGUACAGGACAGGCUCAAUCAUUUCGGCCUUCCGUUCGAGAAUGCAUUGGGCAGCCUUGUCAGAAAGAUCGAAGAGCGCGUCAAAGAUGAAGCCGCGGAAGAGGCAGCUAUCGAUGGAGCAACGGAGAUCCUCGAGCAGUGGGUAUCGGAGAACCGGCUGUAUUUGUCUCGGCUUGUUUCCGUUCUCAGUCGCUCGAACACCAGUGCAUCUGACAGGAUACUUAUGCCCAUGGGCGAGGUGGUCUCGUCGUUACACAAAGAUUGUGGCAAUCGCAAGGACUCUGCAGUUGUCAGUAAAGAGUCUGGAACCGUCGGCUGA
Messenger RNA from Pseudocercospora fijiensis CIRAD86, 1371 nucleotides. RefSeq lists its product as uncharacterized. NCBI's taxonomy places the organism in Eukaryota, Fungi, Ascomycota, Dothideomycetes, Mycosphaerellales, Mycosphaerellaceae. The coding region runs from base 1 to 1371 and encodes 456 amino acids. The transcript is spliced from 3 exons. The record is from RefSeq and is a predicted model, not a curated record.